GUUUACUAUAUAAAGUACGUAGCUCUUGCCUUACCAUUAUCUAUAUCCACUCGCCGGAGACUCAUCGGAAUUUCAUUUUUUCUUCUCUCCGAGUAUCCGACCAGCCAAUUUAUUUACCUAGUGAAAAUCAACUCAUCUCAAGUUAAUGGAUAUUCAUCAAAGGGUAACAACCUACGAAAGCGAUCCCGCGAACCUCAAGGCAACCGAAUUGCGGUUAGGGUUGCCGGGGACAGAGUCACCGGAGAAGGAAACAACUCCUUCCAGUCUGAGAAACAACAAGAGAUCUUCGUUGGAGAACGAUGAGAUGUCGUCCGCCCCAGCUCCUAAGGCUCAAGUCGUAGGAUGGCCGCCGGUACGAUCAUAUCGGAAAAGUGUGAUGGAGACGACGACGACGAAGAAAUCGGAGGAGGCGGUGGAAGGGAGCGGGGCAGGAAAGUACGUGAAAGUGAGUAUGGACGGAGCAGCAUACCUGAGAAAGAUAGAUUUGACAAUCUGUAACGGUUACACGGAGUUGGUGAAGGCGUUGGAGAGGAUGUUUAAAUGCAGGAUUGGGGUUUACUCCGAGAGAGAAGGGUACGACGGAGCCGACUACGCUCCGACGUACGAGGACAGGGACGGCGACUGGAUGCUCGUCGGAGACGUGCCGUGGCAGAUGUUCCUUAACUCUUGCACAAGGUUGAGAGUCAUGAAAGGGUGUGAUGUUAAGGGCUUUGCUGCGGCGGCCGGUGGCGGUUGCCGGUGACCGUUCGUUAAUUAAUCAUACUACUAAAAGUUUGUAACCGAUAUAGCGCACGUUUUUAUUAAUUGUACAAAAGAAAUUAAAUACCGGUGUAUGAUAAGAGGUGAGUACCAUAUAUAGCUUAGCUUCUUUAAUUUUGCUUUUUUGGAGAAAUUUGUAUACAGGUAAGAAGUAGACAAUUAUACUACGGAGUAAAGAGGACUGUUACAGAUGGUGUAACGAAGCAAUUAGCUUUUCAAUUUGUAGAAUGAAUGGAAAUGGGUUUUGAUUAAAGCUCUGAUUUUGAUCACAUAUUCUCCUUGAUUUA
Molecule: messenger RNA, 1046 nt
Organism: Cuscuta epithymum
Lineage: Eukaryota; Viridiplantae; Streptophyta; Magnoliopsida; Solanales; Convolvulaceae
Source: the annotation of a GenBank genome assembly